AUGAAGGUCCUCGCUGUGCUGUACAAGGGCGGCCAAGCCGCUUCGGAGGAGCCCCGUCUACUCGGCACCAUCGAGAACAAGCUCGGCAUCGCGGAUUGGAUCAAGGAGCAGGGUCACGAGCUUAUCGUCACCGACGACAAGGAGGGGCCGGACUCGGUCUUCCAGAAGGAGCUCCCCGACACAGAGAUCCUCAUCACCACCCCCUUCCACCCCGGCUACCUCACCGCCGACCUCAUCGCCAAGGCCAAGAAGCUCAAGCUUUGUGUUACCGCCGGUGUCGGGUCUGACCACGUCGACCUCAACGCGGCCAACGAGCGCAAGAUCACCGUCGCCGAGGUUUCCGGUUCCAACGUGGUCUCGGUCGCUGAGCAUGUUGUGCUCACCAUCCUCAACCUCGUCCGCAACUACACCCCCGCUCACGAGCAAAUCGUUGCCGGCAAGUGGAAUGUCGCUGCCGUCGCUCGCGACUCAUUCGAUGUCGAAGGCAAGGUCAUCGGAACCGUCGGUGUCGGUCGUAUCGGUUACCGAGUCCUUCAGCGUCUUCAGGGCUUCGACUGCAAGGAGCUUCUUUACUACGACUAUGCGGAGCUCCCGGCGGAGGCUGCCAAGGCGAUCAAGGCGAGGCGGGUCGAGUCUCUGGAGGAGAUGCUCGCGCAGUGCGACCUGGUCACUAUCAACUGCCCCCUCCACGAAGGCACCAAGGGUCUCUUCAACGCCGAGCUCAUCAGCAAGAUGAAGAAGGGCUCCUGGCUCGUCAACACCGCCCGUGGCGCCAUCUGCGAGCGUCAAGCCGUCGCCGACGCCGUCUCUAGCGGCCACCUUCUCGGCUAUGGAGGGGACGUCUGGGACGUGCAACCUGCGCCCGAGGACCACGUCUGGCGGACCAUGCGCAACCCCAACGGCGGAGGCCAAUGCAUGGUCCCGCACAUGUCCGGUACAACGCUUGAUGCCCAGAAACGGUACGCCGAAGGCACGAAGGACAUCAUCAAGCGCUACCUCGCGGGCGAGAAGCAGGACCCGGGAAACCUCAUCGUGGAGAACGGCGAGUAUGCUAGCAAGGCGUAUGGUCAGAGGAAGGAGAACGCCACGGGCCAGAAGCCUCCAGGGCCUUAG
This is a messenger RNA of Dioszegia hungarica, 1113 nucleotides long. Its product is annotated as formate dehydrogenase. The transcript has 5 exons. The record is from RefSeq and is a predicted model, not a curated record. Gene Ontology annotation, molecular function: formate dehydrogenase (NAD+) activity; oxidoreductase activity, acting on the CH-OH group of donors, NAD or NADP as acceptor; NAD binding. Bases 1 to 1113 code for a protein of 370 amino acids. Lineage: Eukaryota; Fungi; Basidiomycota; Tremellomycetes; Tremellales; Bulleribasidiaceae. Gene Ontology annotation, cellular component: cytosol.